Molecule: messenger RNA, 5082 nt
Organism: Osmerus eperlanus (European smelt)
Lineage: Eukaryota; Metazoa; Chordata; Actinopteri; Osmeriformes; Osmeridae
Gene: col16a1
Product: collagen, type XVI, alpha 1
Exons: 70
Coding region: 516-4895 (1459 amino acids)
Biological process (GO): extracellular matrix organization
Molecular function (GO): extracellular matrix structural constituent conferring tensile strength
Source: RefSeq, a predicted model, not a curated record
GUAUUAGGUUGCGAUUAUUCGUGUGACCGAAAACUGACCCCAGGAAAGACGUUAAACCCUCUCUCCUGGAAUCCAACGACGAUGAAUCAAACAAGCUGGAGUAAGAGACCGAUGGAAGGAGGGGGGAAUGGGGUAUGGACGACUACAGACGCCCUAGGCUCAUUUUCCAGUGCUGUGCUGGACCAGGUGAUGUCACUACACGUUUAGCUGGAGGAACUCCCAGAAAGAGAGAGUGAGAGAGAAAGAGGAGGAAAACUUUUCCGAACAACUGCGAGGGGAGGGGAGAGAAGUUGGACAUGAAAAGAUUGGCAGUAACUUUUUCUUUCCCCCCGUAAGACGCCUCAAGAAACAAUACUCAAGGAGCAAUACUGUGGAUUACAACUACGCAGUAAGGACAUCAAAUAAUUGCACACCUCUGCUCGGAUACUCCAUUUGGAUUAAUGUGGUCGUAAUUUAGUGGAUCUAUCAAUAAGGUAGCAGCAGAGGGUGUGUGUGUGAGUGCAGAGGUCUGAACCAUGAGAGCUCCCGGCUACUUCCUGGUUCUCGUCUGUCUUGGCCUGGGAUCAUGUGACACGCCGACAUCAUCACCGUCAUUGCCAUCGCAAGAUGUGCCAUGCCCUCCGCUACAGGUGGAAGACUGGAAGUUUCCUCAGACAGCCAGGCACAACAUCACAGGGUUCAACCUGGUACGACGCUUCUCCCUGCUGAAGAGUGCAGACAUCAAGAAGAUCCGCAACCCCAGAGGUCCAGUCAUCCUUCGGCUGGGCAAGACCGCACUCGUCCGCCCCACAGAUCAGGUGUUCCCCCAUGGUCUACCUGAGGAGUUUACUGUGGUCUUCACACUGGCUCUGAAGAAGAAAGCUUUGAGGGACAACAUCUACCUGUUCCAGAUAUCUGAUGAACGAGGAUACCCCCAGUUCUCCCUGGACCUGAACGGCCCCGAGGGGACCCUGUCUCUGCGGGCGCCGGGGGCGGAGCCUGAGGGGGAGCCGGCGGGCUGCGUGUUCAGCGGCGAGGGCGUGGAGUCCCUCCUGGACCUGCGCUGGCACAAGGUGGCGCUCAGCGUCCGGCGGGGGGCGGCGGCACUGCACGUCGACUGCGGCUCCAUCCAGACCAAGCCCCUGGAGCCUCGCGGAACUCUGCCCUCCGAGGGGCACACCCUGCUGGGCAUCAGGGCCACAGACGCUGGGCCUGUGGAGAUGGACCUCCAGCAGGUGAUGGUGUACUGUGACCCGGCCCUGGCCAUUCAGGAGGCUUGCUGUGAGAUACCUGGAGCUCGGUGCCCACCUGACGCCCCCAAGAGCCGUCGGGCCGCAGAGAAUGACCUAGAGGAGCUGAACCCUUUCAACCAGGAGAUCUUUGGAUCCAAGGGACUGGCGGAGAAAUGUGCUGGUUGUGUUCUUCUCAAGGAAGACCAGAAUCUUGCGACUCUUGGAUAUCAGCCUGGACAGACUGGACUAAAGGGAGAGAAAGGUGACCAGGGUGCUGACUGCUUAGGUUCAGGGGCCUCGGGUCCAUGCUCAGAAGGACCAAAGGGCCAGAAAGGGGAGAGAGGCGAGUCGGUACUACCAGCCAACUGGGGAGAGGCAGUGGGUCACAAGGGGGAGAAAGGACAGAAGGGAGACGUCGGUCUCCAGGGUCUGUCUGGAACGCCAGGAAAGGAUGGUCGGGCAGGGUCCAUCUGUGUGGUUGGUCCAAAGGGGCAGAAGGGCUCUUCAGGGUUGGUGGGUCCAGAGGGCUUGGCCGGAGAGCCGGGGAAACCAGGAUUUCCAGGACUGCCAGGGAUCGGAAAACCAGGCCUUCCUGGCUUACCAGGGAUUGGGUCUAAAGGAGACAAGGGGGAUUCUGGGCCAGCAGGGAAGGGUGGAGACCCAGGAGACCCUGGGCCCAGAGGUCCUGGAGGCACCAAGGGAUCGAAAGGAGAGCCGUGCGAGGUGUGUCCGGUGGUGUCUGCAGACGGGUCCAUGGUGGCUGUCCAGGGGACGCCUGGGCCCAAAGGGGAGGCCGGACCUCCAGGAGGCGGAGAACAAGGACCACCAGGACUGAUGGGAUCAGAUGGAAAGGCAGGACAGAAGGGAGAGGCGGGGUCAGACGGAACCAAAGGGGAGAAGGGCGAUCCAUGCGCUGUGUGCCCCACUCUGGGAGAAUUGCCGACUAAUGGAAACUCAGUUCCCAUAGCCCUUUCUCUGCUACAGAAGGGGGAAAAAGGCGAAUCAGGAGUGGGACCCAAAGGAGAACAGGGAGAGCCUGGGCCUAGUGGACUGGGGGGGCUCCGAGGAGAGAAGGGCAACGCUGGAAGCAAAGGAGCUGAUGGAAAAACUGGCAAGCAUGGACCGAGGGGCCCUGGUGGCAAGGAUGGGCAGAAGGGCAUCAAGGGAGACGCUGGAUUACCUGGUUUAGGCGUUCCUGGUGCCAAGGGAGAGAAGGGUGAGUCAUGUGGCACGUGCCAGCCUUCUACCUUGGAGGUGGGCAGUGGGCCGUCCGUCAUCAAGGUGCCAGCUGGGGAACCAGGCCACCCAGGGCCCCCGGGCCCCCCCGGACCCUCAGCGGUGGGAGCAGAUGGCAAACAGGGUCCACAGGGGUUUUCAGGUGUACAGGGGGAAAAAGGAGACCAGGGUGAGAGGGGAGACCCUGGAUUGGAUGGUAAACCAGGAGCCCCUGGUCUCUCUGGAGAGACUGGACGCGACGGAACCAUCGGACUGAAGGGAGAGAAGGGAGACGCGUGUGACAGCUGUCCGUCUGUCUCUGGGGGCGUGGCUGAUGGCACGAGUGUUCCGGGUCAGAAGGGAGAGAGGGGCGAUCCAGGCCCCUCUGGGGAGGGCAAGGCUGGCAAACCAGGUAAGCCGGGUCUCCCGGGGGUCCAGGGGUCCCUAGGUCCUAAAGGGAGCCAGGGUGAAGCUGGACCUGCAGGAAUUGGUCUUCAAGGCCCACAGGGCGUGGAGGGGCCAAGAGGCUUGCCAGGAAUCACAGGAUCGUCAGGAGAGAGGGGACUGCCUGGACCUUCUGGACCCGCUGGAGACAAGGGUCUCCAAGGAGAGGAGGGCCCUCCUGGUCCACAGGGACCUCUGGGUGCAGGUGUGACAGGACCGCCGGGUAAGGAUGGUCUCCCAGGUCCUCAAGGAUUCCCAGGAAACAACGGCGUGCCUGGGGCUGACGGCGCUAAGGGGGACAAGGGAGAACCAGGAGACUGUAACUGUAUCACCCAAACAUACACAGGAACCGGUGGCCCUGGAGCGCCAGGAACAGCAGGGGGCAACCCGUGGCAGCCCGGCCCUCAGGGACCCCCAGGACCUCCAGGUCCCCCUGGUCCUCCAGGGGUCCAGGGCUUCCACGGCAACGCAGGACCCCAGGGUAUCCCUGGCAACGACGGGGUGCCAGGGCAACCGGGUCAGCCCGGGACCAUCCCCCCCAUCCCUCCGCACCUCCUGUUGCCUCAGGACCCCCCAGACGAUAAGGAGCCUUGUACAGACUGCACCCAGGGCUUGCCAGGGGUACCAGGCGUGGUUGGCACCAAGGGGGAGAAAGGCGACCAGGGCAAGCCAGCUGUCACUCCCCUGGAUGGCUGUGAGAGGUGUUUCCAGAGACUGCAGAGUGAGGAGGCCGUCCAAGCUCCGACCACCACGAACAGCGCUCCCCCCCCCUGUCCUGGAGUACCAGGACAUCCAGGAAGUCCAGGACAACCAGGAGAGGCGGGCACUCCGGGUCAAAGGGGUCAGGCAGGACAGCCAGGGGGCAUGGGCCCUCCGGGAUUCCCUGGUCCUCAAGGGUCGUCAGGUUUACCCGGUCAGCAGGGCGAGAGAGGGUCCCCUGGACUUCCAGGCUUGAAGGGAGAGCAUGGGCCUCCAGGGACUUCUGGGUACCCGGGCUCUAUGGGCCCACCUGGACUUCCUGGUUUGAAGGGUGAGAGAGGAAACACAGGAAGUGCUGGACAGAAAGGCGAAUCGGGUUCUGCAGGGAACCCAGGGUACCAGGGCCAGGCUGGCCUGGCGGGACCCAAGGGAGACACAGGGCUGGCAGGAUCCGCAGGAACCAAGGGAGAUCAGGGUUUCCAAGGCCAGCCAGGGUUCCCAGGACCUCAGGGGCCUCCAGGACCCCCUGGUAAAACAGGAAGAGAGGGCCCCCCGGGCCCCAAGGCCGACAAGGGUAAUAAUGGAGCUGCAGGGCCCCAGGGCUCCCAGGGUCCCUCUGGGUCUCCCGGAUCUCCAGGCAUGAUGGGACCCCCUGGCAUCGAAGGUCUGGAUGGUAAAGAUGGCAAACCAGGCAUGCCGGGCGAGCCAGGAUCUGUAGGACCUCCUGGACCUCGAGGAAUCCCAGGUUUUAAAGGGAAGACGGGUCAUGUCGGCUUCCCUGGACUGAAGGGUGACGCAGGGCCUGUAGGUCCACCUGGUGUAGCCGGACGGCCAGGUUUGGAGGGUGACCAGGGGACCCCCGGGGCUCAGGGUCGACCCGGUCCCUCCGGACAUGUGGGACCUCCAGGGCCUGUCGGACCGGCUGGACCUGCAGGAGUGACCGGGGAGGGUAUUAAGGGGGAAAAGGGCCAGGCAGGAGAGAGGGGGUUGCCAGGCAUGGGAGGCUCUCCAGGACCCCCGGUCACCCAGGACAGAUGGGAGAGCCAGGCAGCGAUGGGCCUGCUGGGAAAGAUGGGUCACCUGGUCAACCAGGAGAGAAUGGACAACAUGGGCAGAAAGGCGAGGCGGGGGCCGCAGGGCAGAGGGGGUCCCCUGGGGAGCGAGGCCGCCCUGGACCCCCUGGAGGGGGCUACUCCUCAAGGAUUCGGGGCCCAUGCCUGGCCCAGUGGGACCCAGGGGAGAGAGGGGGACCCCGGGCUCCCCAGGCCCAUCCGGAGGCCCCGGACCUUCAGGGACACCUGGACAAGACGCGAUAGUCAACUAUGACGACAUCAAGAGCUACAUCCGCCAGCAGGUCAUCAAGAUAUUUGAUGAGAGAAUGGCCUACUACCUGUCCCGUAUGCAGGUGCCGGAGUCGGUAGCGUCACCUGGCCGCCCCGGGCCCCCGGGGAAGGAUGGGACCCCUGGGAGACCGGGCUCCACAGGGGCCCCUGGACUUCCAGGUCAGAUCGGC